AUGCCUAGCAUCUGCGAGAACGUCAAUGCCAAUGCCGCACGGAAUGGAAGAGCCAAUUAUGCUCUGCGAAGGGAUGCCAAUGGACAUCUGGGAAGACUCCAGAACGUGGCAUUCCUGGAGCUUAAUGUUGAUUCGGAUCAGGCUCGCAUCGAUCGCCGCCGUGACCAAGAGUCUUGUCCAGGCAACUGGAAAGCUGGUCAUCCAUGCCCCGAGAACAACCAACCCCUGGUAGUCCCUGAGCCCUUCAACCAAGGUGGUCGCACUGUUUCCACCGGGUUUGUCGGCCAACGACUUAAUCCUAACCUACCCCAGGGCGCAGGAGGGUCGUACCAGAUCGCAGACCCAAGCGGUGCCGACGCAGGCAUGGCUUGGACUUGCGAUGAGUUUCCCCCUGCUUUUUCAGUUGAGGGAGGCAACGACGCAAAUGGAGUCUCGGCGAACACUUACUGCGCGCCCUGGGGCAUGGCCGCAUGUGAUGGUGCCUUCACUCUGUCGGAACAGAACUGGCAAAGCAACGCUCAUGGUACAAUCAAACAGAGAGCUGGUCCCACCCCUGGUGCCGUGGGUAUCUUUACCAUCCGCUUCCUCACAGACUUCGUCGACGAUGAUCAUGCAUGGGCCUCACGGGUGGACUACUAUAUACCUGGCGGCGAGGCGGGGUUCAUAUACGGAGUAGAUGAGAAUGUCCAGCGCAGGAGUUCUAGACACUUGACUCUCAUUAGUGAGCGUACCUUUGAUAACGGCACUGUCAUCGAACUCUCCAAACGCGUCCCUCAAGGACAUGGCCAAAAUCAUGUUUUACGCUCAGCCAGGGAAGACAAAGUCAUCGACGAGUUCGUCAAGCGAGACGAUGCGCCAAUUGCCACGAGGACGAUCUCAGAAGGCCUCAUUGCAGCGCGUGCGAAAUGUACAGAACCUGCCUACACAUCCGAUCCUCCACAGAAAGGCGUCGAGGACCCCAAAUCACCGGCUGCACCAUCUGUGGCUACCUCAACCUUUACAACGAUUAGCACCUCCACCAGUGGUGCCCCUCAGCCCACUGGAACCUGCAAAUUCUCUAUUGAUGAGAUAUGGACCUGUGAGGUCUCCAACAGCAAUCUCUACGCCAGAAUUUCUCUUUCGGAUGCUUCGGGCAAAACUAUAUACACCACCCCAGGAUCGACGUCCAGCCCCGGAGUCCCGAUCAAUGACGGUCAUCGAUGGGAGUUGAAGGAAGACGGGAUGGGAAACACGCUAAUUAUUGUGGGUGAGCAUCAAAAUGAUUACAUGCAGUUCUACUACGGCGACCAAGCGUGGACGACCUCAUCAAAUACCGGAGCCGCUGCGUCACGGACAUACGAUUGCGAAUACAAAUGCUAG
Messenger RNA from Neoarthrinium moseri, 1359 nucleotides. RefSeq lists its product as uncharacterized. Lineage: Eukaryota; Fungi; Ascomycota; Sordariomycetes; Amphisphaeriales; Apiosporaceae. Bases 1 to 1359 code for a protein of 452 amino acids. The record is from RefSeq and is a predicted model, not a curated record. The transcript is spliced from 3 exons.